CCUGAGGCCGUCGAAUAUGGGUCCCUUUCUUUCUUGCACAUGACACCAGGGUAAGGGCUCACCCAGAAACUUAUUGCAAUCUCCAAGUUUAUUCAAAUACACAAAUCUUUCAAUGGACCAUGACUCCGUCAACGGAAUAACCAUCCCGACGCCAAAAAUGGCAGGCACAUUCCCACGUUUCCUCGAUAUUCCAAAAGAAAUACGACUUCUCAUUUGGGAAUUAACAUACCCACGCAACCGGGUCAUACAAAUAAUCUCCACCCGCUUCUACAAAGAAUUUGAAAAUUGGCAACUCGACGCAAAAGGUUCACACUGGACCAUUUCCAGCACAUCUCCCAUUGCCCUCGACGUCUGCAAGGAGUCCCGAGACCUCGCAAAGACUCGAUAUAUCCCUAUCCUCGAAUGCCUCCACAAAAAAGCCAAGGACGUCGAUCUCAGCGCUCACCCAGUGAGAUUCUCAGGGCUUCGCAGUGUCCGAAUCAAUCUCGAGCAUGACACCAUCCUCAUGGGCCCUGCACACAUGACCUACAUCUCUCAACACCUCGACUUCUCAAAAAUCAAGCACCUGGCGCUCAUGUCGUAUGAGGAGUACCUGGGCACCGCUCCCGUGCUGUCUGGGUCGCUUCGGCGCAAGCCACGCUGGACUGGCGCUGCAGGGAGCUGGACGAGUACCUGGCCGAACCUGAAAAGUCUCAACUUCGUCCUUGGACGCACGAGUUGCAUUCCUGAUUCUGAAAACAGACCCUGGCAACCGAGCUUCGAGCUACUGGAUGUGGACUCAAACUUCAGUGAUACGGCGGCGUGGAUCAAGCAGAUGUCCUCCAAGGGUGAGACGACCGUACGCCUGCGUUUCACGACACUCCAAAAUAUCUGCUCUCUUGCAGCGGAGUUGCGGCGGCAUUACCGUGAUGCGAAAGCGGCGAUCGAGAAGGCGGAGAAGUGGGAGAAUUUGGAGUUUCGAGUCACAGUUGCGACCCAUCAGCAAAAUAUGGAGGACCACUCACGCAAGUGCUGCCCUCGCCGCGAUUGUCCGAAUAGAGUAUGGAGAGUAUCCUAUCUAAGCGCAAGCUCGGAGAGAAACCAUGUUCCUCCACCCGCUGACCCGCUUCAGUGGGCACAGCUGGGGUUAUUUUAUUGGCAGGACGAUGUGCCCAUCUGCGACGGGAAUGGUGAAAUGUGGAGUCGGUAUAAUGGAAUUCAGGGGCUUUUCGAGAAAUAGGGAGAAUAUUAAAGGAUUGUUGUUUGAGCGAUCAGAUUCCCACUUUGAAUUAUCUGAGUUCCAAUUGCAGUGAUCGGCACGACAGGCGGAAGAAUGAAUGU
Molecule: messenger RNA, 1320 nt
Organism: Hyaloscypha bicolor E
Lineage: Eukaryota; Fungi; Ascomycota; Leotiomycetes; Helotiales; Hyaloscyphaceae
Exons: 1
Coding region: 113-1219 (368 amino acids)
Source: RefSeq, a predicted model, not a curated record